Molecule: messenger RNA, 1566 nt
Organism: Drosophila persimilis
Lineage: Eukaryota; Metazoa; Arthropoda; Insecta; Diptera; Drosophilidae
Gene: Syx17
Product: syntaxin-17
Exons: 2
Coding region: 303-1214 (303 amino acids)
Biological process (GO): intracellular protein transport; vesicle fusion; exocytosis
Cellular component (GO): plasma membrane; autophagosome membrane; SNARE complex
Molecular function (GO): SNAP receptor activity; SNARE binding
Source: RefSeq, a predicted model, not a curated record
UUAUUUUAUCAGCGCUUGAUUGUGUCGCGACCCGUAUAAUCCGACCAUUAGUGGGUCGACAUUGAAGACAGAUUCAGAUCUGCAUCUGCUGAUUACCCACAUCCCCCAGAAAGAAGUGACGUCACAGGGAAAACAAGUGCUAACUGCGCAGCGCAACAAAAACAAAAAAGUCUCUCGGACCUACGACACAGGCACGGAAACGGGCACGGGCACGGGUGGAGAGAGUGUUCUUAUACGCCCAACAGCGCAGUUUCACUUUUAAUUUGGAGCAGGUACAAAGUGCAGCAGCUGCAACAGCGGCGAUGACUGGCGACCAGAAGCUGCCACUGAAGCAGGCCGAGGUGUCGGUGCAGCGAUUCCAAGAUACGGCCGUGCCCCACCAUCUGGGCCUGCUGAAGAACCACCGCAGCAACAUCGAGAAGAGCCUGGCCCUAGGCGACUGGCAGAAGAUCAAGCGGGAGGAGCUCAACGCCAUGCGCGUCAUCAAGCAAAUCAAGAAUCUCUUGCUCGAAAUGGACGCGCUGCGGGAGAAGGUGCGCGAGGAGGACCUGGAGCGCUUCGACGAACUGAUGCGUCCGGGCAAGGAGAAGGCCUUCGCAGGCAUGAAAUACUUUGCGGAACUGCAGCUCAAAUCUCCCACUUCAACGCUGGGCUCGCAGUACGAUGAGGAGCAGGAAGACAAUCAGCUGCAGCACGCGGACAUUGGUAAUUUGCAAGCCCACCAACACAUGCCCCAGCUGCAGGUAAACUUCCAGCUGGAGGAGCAUCAACUGGCCCAGCGGCAGGCCUGUCUCGACCAAAUGGAGAAUCUUCAGCAGGAAAUCUCGGACUUGCAUGGCAUGUUCAACGGCAUGCGACAGCUGACUGCCGAGCAGUCUGUGGUUGUUCAGAACAUAGCCGACAACGCCGAGGAGGCUCUGGAGAACGUGCAGGCAGGCGAACGGUCGCUGCGCUCUGCCCUGACCUACAAGAAGGCCAUGUACCCGGUGAUGGGUGCUCUGCUGGGCACCUGUGUGGGCGGACCCAUCGGCAUGGUGGCUGGUCUGAAGGCUGGCGGACUGGCCGCGGUUGGAUGUGGCAUACUCGGCUUCACAGGCGGCUCUGUGCUGAAGGCCAAUCCGAAUGUAAUGCACGGGAACAUUGAGGAGCAGCAGGCCGAGACCGAUGGCGACACAACGUCCGAGAGACUGGAACUGAAGGAGAAGCCUGAAUGACCUAGGACCAUGUCCUCGGCCCUGGCCACCACGCACAUGUGGUCUGCAAACACGCGGCGCCUGGAGUCAGCCACCACCGGGGUCAUGAGCAGUGUCCGCAGCUAUUGUUCUCUGCAGUGACUGCGAGAGAUAGAUUUCCUCCUGCUAUUAGUUGAAUUUCCAUGUUUUGUAUUCGUUUUGUGAUUGCUUGUGCAAUAUGCAGCUACAUCCCUUCCCUCCUUGUCUAGUUUAAGCGUUGUUGUUCAUCCCAUGACCCAUAUGAUAGUUACUUGUUUCGUGCCGUCGCCGCAAGGUUUAAGAUUCCACGUCUAGUUUUAAGGCUUUAAUAUGCAAUAUAAACUCUUAUCUAUAA